AUUUAUUAGAUUAGAACAUGAUGAAUUGAACAGAUUUUAAUGAGAUGUCAAACAACAGAACAUACGUUGAUCUAUUUAACUUCAGAGAAUCCGGUUCUGGAGCCAAUGUUGACAUCAUCACAAUAGAAGAGGGCGAGGGAGAAAACAACGAUUAUAACAAUUCUCGAAACAGAUCUGGGAAUAAUGAGUAUAGUAAUUCCCGGAACAGGUCCCAUGGAAACCGGGCUUCUUCUCCCUUCAGGGACAGAGUACAAGAAAGGUAUAAUCGCUCGCUAUCUCCCACUGGAUCACCACGCCUAAAGCGCAAGGUUACACCCCGCUCUGUCAGCCCUUUCACACGCACCCUAUCACCUGUUAACUCAUAUGGGAGAACUAAUACAGUCAAACCUAUUGUAUCUUCUCCUUACAAGUCACCUAUUAAGAGUGCUUCUCCCGUCAAGUCUUAUAGUAAUAGAGCGCUGAACACGAGUAUACCCAACAACCCCAGUACACUAAACACCACACCACCCAACAACGAGUCAGCCAACACGGAGGAGACAAGGAGACUGAGAUUUGAGAACUUGAUACUCCAAAGCAAGGUGGAAACUCUUGAGGCGGAGAACAAGUCGCUUAAAGAGCUGAACGCGAUGAAGCACACGACCCCAGAUAACAGGGCCAUGACACGUGAUCUCUCCCAGCUAACUCUGGACCUUGCAGCAGCAACACGUCAGAUAGAUAAACUGAAGAAAGAUAACGACGAUCUUACCUCUCAGUUGUACUCAUUGAAAGUGGACAGACUAGAAAACCCUAAGAAUGUAGAGUCUCUCUCAAAGGAUGUUAAAGAGGAUUGGACCGGUUGUCAGGCUGAUGCUAUAGAACAUUUGUGCACAGAGAACCAACGGCUAAGAGAAACAAUAUUCGACAUGAACGAACAGAAAUUACACGUUCACAGACUUAUGGAACAACAGGGCGCUCCGUUGAACCUACCUCGUAAAAGACUCGACAGUUGUCAGCUAGAAAACGAGCAGCUAGCCGAGAGAAGAAGCGUCUACUUGCAAGAAUGGAGACAGAGAACCAGGAAGCUAAGAGAAUAGUUGAGAAGUACAGUAAACUGAAGGAUGAUUACAAUGCCGCUCUUUCUCAAAUAUCGAGUCUACAAGACCAGCUGUUAAAGUAUGAGCAGAACGGGAGCAACAAGAUAGAACUGGAAAACAACACUGUCAAGAAUCUGACAUCACGAGUGAAGGAGUUGCAGGAGAAACAGGAGGAGAGGGAGAGGGACUAUGCUAGGAGGGAGGAGGAGUUUGAGAGACAGCUGAAGCAGAAGGAGAGGGAGCUACAGGAUAGGAUUGACUUACAUGUUAAGAAGUUACGCGACAUAGAGGAGGAGAUAAGGCGAGUUAGUCACGUGUGUGAUAUGAUGUGUCAGGAGAAGGAUAACGCGAUACAGACCCUGCAGAAGCAGAUAAACACCAACGCUAUCCUCUCUAGAUCGAACGAACAAUUACAAAACACAGUUAACGAGCAGUCCGACCGCAUCAGAGACUUUGUGUACAGACAGAUGAGGGACACUGAGCUCAUCAAUGAGCUUAAGAAUGACUUUGAAGCAGUACUGAAAGAGAGGAAUGAUCUAGAAGGAAGAUUACAACAAGAGAAACAAGUUCACUUGAGAAGACUAGCAGCUCUUAAAGAACAGAUCAACAUUGCUAGACUCUCCUUUGGUUCUAUUAUCAAUAUGCUUCAGAGCGAACCUAAUAUCGAUAAUGAGAAAAGAGAAGCACUGCUGAGUCAGCUAGCUGAGAUAGACGCACAACUGGGUACCCUACAGAGGGAGAUACUGGAUAUCGAGAGGAUGGAGGCGGAGAAUACCAGGAUAGAUCUAGACGAUCUCACCAUUCAGUUCCUGAAGAAAUCAGAGCAAUGCGAGGCGCUGCAAACUCAACUAAGUGGCGUGGAAUUGGACAAGUCCCGUUUAAACAAGCGACAAAGUGAGCUGGAAUCCACACUAAAUGAUUCAAGAUCAGCCAGGGAGGACUUUGAGGAGAAGUACGAGGAUUUGAGACAUGUUCUACACAAAAAACAGAUCGAAAUAGACACACUGAGAGCCCAGCUAAACAAAGUUAAAGUGAAACUGGGAAUCAUCGAAGAGGACAAGGAUACUGUGGAGGCUAAGUCACGUGGGCUCAAGGAGCAGAAUGACCAGCUGAAUGACGAUGCCCAGGAGUUGGACCAGGGUCUCCGGGAAACCAAGAAGAAGUUACACCAGAAAGAGAGCCUCAGUACGAUGCUGCAGAAACAGUUGGAGGACUGGGAGAACAAGUGCAAUCAGUUGUCUCAGCAGAUAUCUCAGCUUCAGAAGGGGUUAUCCAGGAGUACAAUCCAGAUAGGAAUACUAAACGAGGAGAUGAGGGUUGCUAUAAGGGCUCUCCUCGACAUCAACAGAAACAUUGACUCUGAGAGCUUGGAGGAACAUUUGGAAGCACUACAAGACAUCUCCAACGAGUUGGAGAGUCUAGAGCUAGCUUUGGAGAAGACUAUGGGAAGUCAGUACGACCUCGGUGAUAUGCCUCUUCGUGGAACAAGUGGAGAGAAGAUCUCACAAUUGCUACAAGAACUAGAUUUCUGUAGAGAAAACAUGGGACCCAAGAAAAGUGGGAAGGCUCAUGGUGGAAUGAAAGGAGCCCCAGAACAACACAGCGCUUACAAACGUCUUCAGCACCAACUAGAAUGUGGCCACCAGGAACGUCUCCACCUCAACUCUCAGCUCAGCCUCAUCACAGAACAGUGCAGGAUGUAUAAAGAUGCUCUGUUCGAGAAGGAGCGGCAGCUGGGAGAUGCUGAGUCUAUAUUAGCUAAUGUACAAGAACAGUUUGAACCAGUUACUGGACCUAGCAAGACUCGACACAAGCCCAUAUACCCGCUCACUAUGUCACUUGAGAACAUGAGGUCUAUUAUAGCGGAGAGAGAUGAUCUGAUAAGAACUCUGAAGUCAGAGCUGAAGAGAACAUCUGCACAGACAAAAGCUGUUAUCUCACAAAACGUGCACUGUAACGAGGUUAUGAGCACUGAUCGGGAGACUAUUGAUAGUUUACAGAAGCUGUUGGAUGGGAGUGAGACUCAGAGAGCAUUACUGCUUGCUUCUUAUAAAUCCAUGGCUGGGGAGCGGAUCAGACAGCUGUUCGAGGAUAAGUGUGAGCAGACUGAGACUGAUUAUCUGUUUGAGGCUUUGUGUGCGACUAAAACUGAUGGCUCUGAUUCCACCGAUUCUAUGACAAGACAUAAAAAUGACGCAGACCGGCUCAAGAAAGUGGUGAAGGCACUGAAGAAGGCAUUAGAUGGAGAAGUUGAAAAGAGAAAGAAUGCAUCCGUUGAAUUCGAUAAUUUGAAGUCAGACAUUCGAAAACUUGCAAUUAAGUUACAAAACGAUGGCCAACUUCAUAUCCCGACUGCUGACGCUGACAUACAAGCAGAUGUCUCAAAGAGAGAUGGCAUGUGCCAAACGUAUCUCCCAGGCCAAACCCCAAGAGACUCCAAAAAGUCUAAAACCAAAGCAUCUUCCACGGAAAUGAACGUGCAAACAGAUGAACAAAUAGAAUCUGAACAGUCCCCUGAAAAGACUCCAUCUGAAGAAGAACCUGAAUCUGAGACUGAAGCCACACCUGCUGACCUAGGUGAUCCAGUAGAACUGUACCGGGCUAAACGGGCAGCUCAGAAAAGCAUGAAGAAGCUGAUGAAAGAGAACCUGAAACUAAAAGAUGCUCUCCAGGCGUCUGUACAUGAGAAUCAGGAAAUGAGGGAGAAAGUUAAGAUGUUGCUGCAGGGUGAUGCUUCUGCUAUAGCUACAGAGCUUGAAAAGACGCUCGAUUCAAACGCAGAGAGUCGCAAGGUUAUCAGUGAUCUUCUCAAUGAAAAAGAUAAUUUAUCACAGAAAGUGGAUGGUGAGUUGGAGCCUAAGGUAUCCGCUCUGACAGAAGAAAUAGAGAGAUACAAGAUGGAAAUAGCACUUCUUAACCAGAAAUACGCCACAUGCGAGUAUCAAAGAAAAGUUUUACAAGACGAAAAGGAAUCCUUUAAACCCGAACCGCCUGGUUCCACCACUGACGGAGACGUUCUCAAAGAAAACAUACGACUCCAAACUAAAGUACACAAUAUAUACCAAGAGAACUUGAAACUAAAGUCCAAAAACAGAGGUCUUAAAGACGAUCAAGGCUUCGGAGCCUCCACCACUGACCAAGUGACUGAUAAGGAGAGAAUUAGUACUCUGGAGGAGAUGUCAGAGAAGAUAGAAAACUCUCUAAGUGCUUCCUACAACCGUGAGGAUGUUGAUGCUCUUAAAGAACAAGUUCUUGAGCUUCAAAACGCUCUAACGGAUGCUUUGGACACUAUCAAGGAGUAUGAAGCUGGAAUGAAGGAGGUACCCGCUGCAGCUGCUGCUGUGGAACAGGCGGCACCAGAAGAGGAACCAGAAGAGGAGGAGGACGACGUAAGCCCCCAAGAUAACGAGCACGCAACUACUCAAACUGAGGUGCCAGCUGGCCCAACACGUGUACAGCUGUUGGUUAAGAUUGCUAUCAUUGGCACUAAACUUACUCAUCGUACCAAGCAGAUAGAGGCAUUAGAGGCAGCUAUAAAAGAGAAGGAGAGGGCAUUUGUUGAAAAGGACGACGUUAUCAAAGCUAAGGAUGAAGAAAUUGCUGAGAUGGAUGAGAAGGUAAAAGUAAAAGAAGCUGAAUUGGACGAAAAUAGAACAGAGAUAGCAACCUUCCAGGAAAAGAUGGAUGAGUUUGAGAAGACGCUUGCAGCUAAGCAGAAAGAGAUCGAAGAUUUGGUAUUCCAGGCUGAGGAAGAAGCCAGUAAAACUGCAUCAGCUGGAGCGAAUUUGGAAGAUUUGGCAGCUUGGAAGACCAAAUACGCGGAGGUAAAGGCACAAAAGAAGAAACUUCAGGGAGCUAUAAACUUUGCUAACAAAACAUUGGAAGAGUACAAAGUCAAUGUAGACAUGCUGACUGGAAAGGUUGUUCAAUAUGAUGAGGACUUGAACGCAUUCUUUGUUGAAAUCUCAGAUUCCUUGAAGAAUGACCCUGUUUGUUGCAACAAAAACUUUGGGUACAUCUCAGAAAAAGAUAAACUUCAGUCUGCCAAAAAUGUGAUCUUUAAGUUUAUUGAGUUCACUACUCAGUACAGCACGAAGCAGGAAGAUCUGACGAAAGAUAACAAGACAACUAAGGAUGCACUGACAGUUGCAACAGAUAAAGCGGACGAUCUGGUUAAGAAGCUCGAGAAUACCAAUGGUGAUCUUGAGAGAACAAAAAAUAUUCUUGAGACUUCACAACUUGAGCUGUCUCAAAAGAACUCUGAACUUAACAAGAUGAAAACUGAUUACGACAAAGUCGCUCUGGACUUUGAUAACCUGACCGCGGAGCAUGGUGCUUUGAAAGAUGAUAACGAGAAGAACAAAGAUACUAUUGGAAACUUGGAGGCGGAAAAUAAUGACCUGAAGAUCCAAGUCGAGAAUGCUGGUCAAGUUAUUGCAGAAAAAGACAAGACUCUAGCAGAGAAGGAACAGUCGCUUGCUGUAGUAGAAAAGGACAUAGAGACCGCAAAAUCUCAGCUGAAGAAUCUAUCAGAGGCGGCAGAGAAAGAAGAACAACAAAAAGAGGAAGAGGAGGCUGCGGCUGCGGCUGCGGCUGAGGAGGAAGAAUUACCUGAAGAUGAGGAAGAAGUUAAAGAAGGAGAAGAAGGUGAUGAUGCUAGCAAAUCGUUAAAAUCAGUGUCGAAAUCUUCCAAAAAAUCAAAGGCUGAAUCAAUCAAAGCAGCUUCUAUAAAGGAGCAGCAACUCUCCAUAAAAGAACAAAAGGGAUCCCCUCAGGGUAAAAUUAUCUUCGCCAAACUCGGAAGUAUCGAAAAAGAAGUAGCUGGGAUCAACAGAGACAUUCUCAAAACCAAAACAGCUAUCGGCGAACUUGAAAACGCCGAGGAGGAGGAUGCAGAUGACGAUGAAAAGAGAAAGGAAUGCUACGAAAGUCUGAACAAUCUCGUUGACAGACUAGCUGAAAAGAACAAGAUGUUAUCCCAGCUCUGUGCUGAAAAUGGAGUUAAGAGUAGACCAAGGAAGUCACGUGGAGGACAGACUGAGUACACGAUACCUCCAAAGGAUGAAGUUGACAUGCCAGGCCAGUUACACGAACCUUCAGAGAGACACAGCUCCACAGAUACCCUUUCUAACGUGACGGAUAUAACAGAUAAAUCGACUCCUGUUGGUAAUCUGGACUCCAGGGUUCAGGAACUUGAAGAGCUGUUGAAUAUGAAGGAUCUAGAGGUGAAAGAGCUGACCGACAGGAUUGAUUCUCUAUUGGCUGCGCCUUCUCCUGCUCCUUCUGACCAUGCUCAUGAUGAUCCUCAAUCUCAUGAUAUUGAUUAUUGGAAAGAAAGGUCCAUUAAAAAUGAGGGUUACAAAAAGCGGUGUUCAGUUCUUGAGAAGGACUUGAAAUCGUCCACGCAAGAAGUAAGCAAUCUAAGGAAGCAGCUUAUCAAGAAUAAAUCGAGAGAACAGUCGGUCCGUGAACCAUCUGUGAAGGAAAACCUGGACGAACAGUUGAAGAACCUCCAGAAACAGCUUGAGGAAGAUAGAGCCAAACAGGCGGAGAUUCAGGAGAGCAUCAAGAAUUGUCAAGACGAACAGAAAAUGGAUCAGGAGCAACUGAACACAGCCCUGCAAAGGAAGAUUGAGGAUAAGCAAAGAGCAGUUCAAGACCUUAUGGCUAAAAUGAGUCAGCAGAAAGAUAAGCUAGCUUCGGAGGGAAAGGAUCGAGUUGACAUCAAGGAUGAGAUUGAGAAGGUGCUGGGAGAAUCAGCCCAAACGUAUGUUGAUCUUCAAAAGAAAUUUCAAAGCCAGGUAUCUCAGCGGGAUGAAGAAAUCUUGAAACUGAAAAGUGAUGUCAGAGAUAGUAACAAAAUUAAAACUGAUGCACAGCGUGAAAUCGAAGAUAAAGCAAUGGCUAUGGAAAGGCUCGAUCACAAAAUCCAGCUUUUGGAGCAGGAUCUCAACGAUGAUAGUCGAACAUACAAAGCGUUCAAGCAAGAAAUCUACGAACUGAAAGACAUAGUAGAGGACAAAACCAAGAAAGCUAAAGCCUUCGAAACUGAGCUGAAUGCUUUAAGAAGUACUGUCACAAAAAGUGAGGAUAAUGUGGAUGUUGCUAUAAAGAGGAUGAGAGAAGCAGAGCUUGCUCGCCAUGAGAUCUCUGAGAAAAGUCUUGAAAACCAGAGGAAGUUGGAGGAAGAGGUCAAAUCCAAAGAGAAGUAUGUACGGGAUGCCGCUGCUAAAGUCAAGGCGAUGGAGGCUCAAGUAGAAUCAUUAAAGAAUGUGCUUGUCAAGAAACAUGACUUUGAGGCUAAUGAAAGCAAAAUGCUGGAGCUUGAUAUUGAUCCUGAGAUUGCAAAGACCAUGAACAACGAGGAUUUGUUAGAAAAGAUUAAAAAGCUAAGCGAACAGUUAAUGGAAACAGAGAAGAAACGAAUCGACCUUAAAGUUGACUUCAAGGCGACUCUCUGUGAGCUUGAAGCUCUGAAUUCCCUGCUUGAGGACAAAGAACGGGAUCGUGACCGACUUGUGAAACUAACUGCUCAGCUGAGAAAAGAAAUUGACCGUUUGAAGGCUGAGGAGAGCUCACAAUCUAUUAAAUCCGAACAAAGUCAGUACCAAUUCUACACUGAUGAAGAGUAUAAUGAUCUCCAGGACGAGCUGCAGAAGAUGGCUGAUGAGCUGAGAGUUGCUGAUGAUCAGAAGAAGGGACUUCAGAAGCAGAGGAAACAAGAAAAAGUACAAUUUGAUCGCAUAAGAGCUGAACUAGCAAGGAGGAUCGAGGAGUACGCGUGCUUACUGGCAGUUCAUAAUAAACUGGAGAAUUCCAUAGCAAAUCUUGAGGAUCAGUGCAUGCAGAAGGGGUUAGAGGUUGAAGAACAGAGGAUUGAGAUUCUGAGUCUUAAAGACAGUUUAGCACACGCUCAACAGAGCGCUGAUGAUAUAGAUGAGUUGUACAGGAAUAAAAACGCUGAAAUAGAAACCCUGAAGUCGGAAAUUUCGGAGCUAGCAAAUGAAGCCAGAACAGUGAGCAACGACAUAGAGAGACUUCAGAAGGAACAUGAAACAGAGAAAGCGAUUUGGUCAAGAUCUCUCACUGAAAUGGAAGAGGAUCGUAACAACUUAUUGAAGAAGAUCGAGUCCAUAUCAUCAACAGCAAUGGCACAAGGUAACAAGAGGAACAGCAAUGUUGACCACGCCAAACGCUUCGUCAACAUCCUCAAAGACUUGAACCAAGAUAGGAUCACCUCAGCUUCAGCAACACAACGCCUGGAAUUCACUGCUCAACAGAAUGAGAUAGUGGAUCUGAGAAGGAAACUGGAACUGACUGAUAACAAGAGAGCUCAUCUUGUUCACGAGCUGAAGAGGUGUGAAAGUGAACUUCAGGAGACCCGAGACAUGUUUGGUCUUAAAUCUGGAGAAACCAAAUCGCUUGUCAACCAGCUGACAUCUUUCAACUCCAAACUUGCUAAGUCGGAGAGGAAGCUGCAGGAUGCUGUUUCGAGUAUGAAGCAUGAGCGCCAAUGUGGGGAGUUACUGCUGGAAGAAAACCGUCAUUUGUAUGCUGAUAAGGAGAAAUAUGAGUUAAAUAUUGAGGAACUGAAAACGAACCUCAAAUACCUCUUGACAGAACUGGAUGUUUCAAAUUCCAAGGUGAACAAUUUAUCUGAUAAGCUGACUCACUGUGAUCAGCUUGUCAAGAAUCUACAAAAAGUUAACAAACUAAAAACUGGGGAUAAUUUCGAGCUUGUAGAACUCAAUGCUCAUUUGAUAGAGAAAUUGCACGUUCAUGAACCAGUGGAUAUGAUCUCUGAAGAAUUGAAUGAGCUGAGAGAGCAGAUUCAACCAGACAGAGGUCUCACGGAAAUGAUGUAUGAGAUAGAAAUCCUUCAAAACGAAAAGGAGAAGCUGGGAAAUGAACUAAAUCUGAUAAAAUGCAAGGAGUCAGAGUUGGUUAAGGCAGCAGAGUCGAGACAAGAACUGAAGGUUACUGAACUUCAGAACAAGCUAUCUAUUAUGCAAUCGAACAACGAAGGCACUAAAGAGUUCAUAGUUAAUCUGAAUUCUGAGAACAACGAGUUGAAGAAUCAGUUGUACGAUUUACAAUAUCAAGUUGAAAAGACCGAAGAAAAACUUAUCCUAAAAGAACGUGAGAUUUCUAAACUUAAGUCUCGAGUUGACCAUCACAAGUCAAUGAUGUCGAUUCCCAAGAGCCCAGAACCUGAUCAAAGAAACCUGAAGAAGAUUGAGGAUCUGAAGAACCAUCUGUCCGAAAUGCAGCAGGAGCUGAAGAAAAAGGAGAAGGAAUGUAAGGAUCUUCACAAAGAAAUGGCUCGAAAUGAGCAAGAUUAUAACUCGGCUCUCGACCAAGCCAAAUACUACGAACAGUUGAUCGGUGAACUUAAUCUUGAGAUUGGGAAACAUGAACGAGAUGCUGAAGAUAACCAGAAAGAAACCCAGAAGUGCAACAAAGACCUUCAGGACACGAAGAACCAACUCACAUCUCUCGUUGAAGAGAACUGGGAUCUAACUGACCGCCUCGCUGAAACAACCGAGUCUAACUCUAACAAAGACGUGAUUAACAGUGAGUUGAAGAAAAAGUGUGAGUCUCUGGAGAACAGACUGUCAGUAGUGACUCUGGAACACAGCGCUUUGAUGAACGAGAUGGAGGAAGUGGCAGGAGAGUUGGACAAGGUAGAGGCAGAUAGCGAGAAGAGGAAGGAACUGGAUGAAACAGUUAAGGAGGUUCUUGAUCAGAAUGAGAGAUUGGCGGAGGAGAACGCAAGGCUAGAGGCUGAGGCUAGAGGAAAAGAAGUUGCUCUUAAUAACUUAAAGAGGGCUCAGUCAAGUGAUGCGGAGAUCAAAAAACAACUCCAGUUAAUGAAAGAGGAAAACGAGACGCUACAAGGUGAGCUUAGAGAAGUACAAGGCAGCUGCAAGAAGUUAUCCCAAGAAAAUAACCGUUUAUCUGAAGCCAGCUCCGCCCUUCAAAUGAUCUCAGCUAGAGUCAAAGACCUCAAAGAUAACAACGAACAACUCAAGAAAGCACUCAAGAAGGAGCUAUCACGAGAUGAAGUGAGAUACCUUACAGCUUCCUUCAUGGACAGAAUCAUCCGAAAACUAAACGAGCACAUUCCUGACGAGAUAAACCGACUUCAAACCAUCCUUUCCAGCAAGGAACUUGACAUCCAGAGACUAGAAGUGGAAGUGAGCAGUCUACACAGUGAGCUUGUUGAAGCGGAUCGUGUUCUCAUCAGUCACAACUUGAAGAACUCUCCCCCAGCCAGGGUAGAUAACCGGGAGCUGUUCGAGGCUCAGAAGGAAGCAGCUGUAGCCAGCAGGAAGAUAAAGAUACUUGAGAACCAGUUGGAGGAUUGUAAGAUCAGUCUCCGGGAGGUGUACGAUGAGAACAAGACCUUGUCUAAUAUUCUUAAAGAAGCUGAGCAUGUCCAGGAGGAGCUAUCCCAACUUCACACCCCUCCUUCUAACAUCUCUAUCGGAUCUGUUCACUCAACCCCUGAGAAGGAAUCAGACUUAAAGGAUCAAGUUCGUGAGCUCCAGCAGCAGCUUGAGGAAACCCACGAGGAACUUGGCAGAACUAAGAACUAUCUCUCCCAAUCUCGGCAAGAUCCGGACGGAAAGUUCAUCUGUGCAAGGUGUAAGAACCUGAUCUCUUCACUAUACAAUCUGAAUGAAGGAGAGCUUCAGGAGAUGUUGGAUAAGAAAGAUAGGGAUAUUGUUGAUACAGAGCAGGAGAUUGAGGCUUGA
Messenger RNA from Bolinopsis microptera, 10831 nucleotides. Its product is annotated as centrosomal protein of 290 kDa-like. NCBI's taxonomy places the organism in Eukaryota, Metazoa, Ctenophora, Tentaculata, Lobata, Bolinopsidae. The transcript has 26 exons. Bases 1040 to 10831 code for a protein of 3263 amino acids. The record is from RefSeq and is a predicted model, not a curated record.